AUGAAGCUUCUGGGAGUAUCAUCUCCUAAAAGUUCAGCAGUCAGUUUAGAUCUCCUCAAUCUGUAUGUUGUUAACCAGAUAUCAACCAAAAAAGACAACACUGAGAACGUGAGGAAGCCAGUCCACAUUGAUAUCACUGAAGAUGUAAAAAUACCCAUUAGGAGGCACAACAUAGAGCUUCCUAAGUCACCACUACGCACACAACAUACAUCAAACUUGGAUGACAUCCAGAAUAGGUUACAAAAGCAAGUAUUGGACAGCAGAAGGCAGCAUCUCUCACAGAAAGUAAAAUACCAGUAUAAUGUCUCUAACUGCAUGCAAUUUUCAGAAGAAAAUGUCAACACAAACCUAAUAGGCAACAUUUGCGAACAGACCUAUGAAGACAAGCUGCAAAACCAGCCAGGAAAUAGUUCUAAUCAAGAUCAUUGGAUUACAGAACCUCCAAGCCAGUGUAUUUUCAGGAAGUCUGAUACAGUGGCUCAGGAAAUGUGCAAGCCAUUGCAUAGGUACUCUCCACCCCCUGUGCCCAGGCUGUACUAUAUGAAUUCUGCCAGGAAAAAUCCAGUGAUAAUGACCAAUAAUGAAUCAGAAAACACUGAAGGAAUAAAAGAACCAUUGUUUGAUGUUGUGAAAGAAACUGCAGAACUGAAAGCUCCCCAAGAUGGAAGUGAUUGUUCCUUCCUGGCACUGUUUGAAGAUGCGAGCCAACCAAUCCAUAAUGGUCUUUUCACAAAGCAUUUUAAUCCUUUUGUUAACCAAAGCCAUACUGCCAUUUUUUUCAUUGAUCCUGAUGAUAGAAAUCAAAUUACCAACAGAAAUUAUCCUUAUGAUACUAGAGAGGCUCAUCCUGCAAUCUAUGCAGAAAAAGGUUCUACAGACAGACACCUUGAAGGCAUUUUCACAGCUCCGGAACAGCUUCUAUUUAAAAGUAACAAUGCCUCAAGUGCAGACUACAAGAAAACCAGUGGACUUCAUAAAACCCACGUGCAGGACUGUCAUGAGGGACAGCACUACUUCAUACCUUCUGAAAACAAAGAAAAACCUGCAAACCUUGAAAAUAGUGAGACAUUUGCUUAUCACCAUGAUCAGCAGAUUAAUUUAAAGGAGAAUGUACAGAACUUUUCAAGAAAAAACAGUGAUGAUGAGUUUGUGAAAGAAUCAGCCUGGAGACAGAACCUGCUCUUUGGAUUUGAAGAGUUCACAACAGCACAAGAGAAAAAGUGCAAGCUGGGAAUGAGUUCAAAUCUUAACAAGAUGGAGAAGGAUGUGGAGUCAUCACUCGGCAGCCAGUCUCACAGUUACUCUCAAAGGCAGACAGAAAGCUGCCUGAGCUCUAGUCCUGACACGUCCGAAGAGGAAGACACAGCCAAAAAGGGGGAAUAUCCGGAUGACCAGUCCUUGAAGAUAGAUGAUGCCAACCUAUUCUCAGCCUCAGCAAGCACAGAGCCCCCCAGGACCUCUCACACCAGAACUGUGCCUCUCCAGCCCAGCAGUAGCUUGACUAGAGAAGAAGCAAUUAAUCUUCAGGAGCAAGACUCUAUUUUAUGUGCCACAGAGGAGGAAAAUAAAACUCACGCUGCCCCAUCUGAGGGUGGCUCGUUACACCAAGGCCUUAAAAGAGAGCACACAGCUCUCAGUACCAGGUGUGACGUUUGGGCGCAGACUGAGCGCUCCAUUACAGAAGUAAGGAAAGUGGAUGCUGCCACCCAGUGUAGCACCAUGCGGGUGUGCAGCUGUGGGAGCUCCCUCCCCUCUGCCCACAGCCCAGGGCAGGUCCCGUCUCCCAGCACCGCCGGCACCGCUGCAGGGCCCAAAGUGCAGCCUGCGGGCACGGGCAGCCCUGCGGGAACCGCAGCGUUUCCCUUUGAAGCCGAGUAUCUGAGUUUGGCUGGCAGAAGUACUCUAGAGGUGCUGAGCUACAUUGAUACAAUGAAAGAGAGAGAGAAGCAGUGA
This is a messenger RNA of Antrostomus carolinensis (chuck-will's-widow), 1953 nucleotides long. RefSeq names its product regulator of DNA class I crossover intermediates 1 (gene REDIC1). The record is from RefSeq and is a predicted model, not a curated record. The transcript is spliced from 11 exons. Bases 1 to 1953 code for a protein of 650 amino acids. NCBI's taxonomy places the organism in Eukaryota, Metazoa, Chordata, Aves, Caprimulgiformes, Caprimulgidae.